Messenger RNA from Impatiens glandulifera, 970 nucleotides. Its product is annotated as MADS-box protein SOC1-like. Gene Ontology annotation, cellular component: nucleus. The record is from RefSeq and is a predicted model, not a curated record. Gene Ontology annotation, molecular function: protein dimerization activity; DNA-binding transcription factor activity, RNA polymerase II-specific; RNA polymerase II cis-regulatory region sequence-specific DNA binding. Gene Ontology annotation, biological process: positive regulation of transcription by RNA polymerase II. Lineage: Eukaryota; Viridiplantae; Streptophyta; Magnoliopsida; Ericales; Balsaminaceae. The coding region runs from base 91 to 756 and encodes 221 amino acids. The transcript has 8 exons.
UUCCCAUCCCUAAAUCGAUCGAUCGAUUUUGAUUCAUCAGAUUCAUCAUCAGCAGGUAGAACAAAGAAAGAAAGAAAGAUCCAAUCAAUCAUGGUGAGAGGCAAAACCCAGUUGAGGAGGAUCGAAAACGCUACCAGCCGCCAAGUUACCUUCUCCAAGAGAAGAAAUGGUCUUCUCAAAAAGGCCUUUGAACUCUCUGUACUUUGCGAUGCUGAAGUCGCACUCAUUAUCUUCUCUCCCAAAGGAAAACUAGACGAAUUCUCCAGCUCCAGCAUGCAGGAGACAAUAGAGCGAUAUCGGGCGUAUAAGAAAGAUGUUGAAGCCGAUAAAUGCAUAGUCGAGCAAAAUCUUCAGCACUUGAAGAAUGAAGCAGCAACUAUGGCAAAGAAGAUUGAGGUUCUUGAAUUUUCAAAGAGGAAAUUUCUCGGAGAAAACCUCGGAACUUGUUCCAUUGAAGAGCUGCAACGCCUUGAACGCCAGUUGGAGCUAAGUGUAACCGGCAUUCGUGCUAAAAAGAUGCAGGUUUUCAUGGAAAGGAUCGACCGGCUGAAAGAAAAGGAACAAAUACUACAAGCUGAGAAUGCAACAUUGCGCGACAAAUGUGGUGUAGAAAAUCCGCAACAGGAAUCAUCGGAUAAAGGCGAGGAAGGAGGGAAAUACGACGAGAAUGAUGUUGAGACGGAGCUAUUCAUCGGACUUAACCGAGAGACAAGAACCAGGCGAGUCACUCACGACCUAUAUAAUAAUAAUAAUUAGUAAUUAUGAAAAGACAUAAAUGCCCUCCUUGUGCAAAACUGCAUGCAUGCUACUUAGUUCUGUUUGUUUGUAUACAUGCUUCUUCUAUCUAUCUAGCUAUAUAUAAUAUAUAUAAUCAUAUAUAUGUCCAAGGAUGAAUGAAUGAAUUUUCUAGUUGUAAUUAAUUAUGUGACAACGUACUUAUAAUGUUUUAUGAACAUUUCAGUUCAGUUCA